Daucus carota subsp. sativus is the source of this 565-nucleotide messenger RNA. Its product is annotated as protein BRICK 1. Gene Ontology annotation, molecular function: protein-containing complex binding. Gene Ontology annotation, biological process: actin filament organization; cell motility; regulation of actin polymerization or depolymerization. The transcript has 2 exons. Bases 100 to 357 code for a protein of 85 amino acids. NCBI's taxonomy places the organism in Eukaryota, Viridiplantae, Streptophyta, Magnoliopsida, Apiales, Apiaceae. The record is from RefSeq and is a predicted model, not a curated record. Gene Ontology annotation, cellular component: SCAR complex.
UCGUGAGGAGUCAGUGCAGGAGAAAGUUUAAUUUCAAAGUAGAGCGAAAUAAACAUUAUACAUACGCGGCGUGCUCUGUUCUGUAUCUACAGUAUCUCAAUGGCAAGAGCCGGUGGAAUAACAAACGCGGUGAACGUGGGAAUAGCAGUUCAGGCAGAUUGGGAGAAUCGUGAAUUCAUUUCUCACAUCUCUCUCAAUGUCCGUCGCUUAUUCGAUUUCCUCAUCCAAUUUGAGGCCACAACAAAGAGCAAACUGGCAUCACUAAAUGAGAAACUUGAUACACUAGAACGUCGCCUAGAAUUGCUUGAAGUUCAAGUUGGUGCAGCUACGGCCAACCCAUCUCUGUUCACGACGUGAGUCUAUUGAAUUAUGGCGUUUUAGAGAAGAGCUUACAUGUAAGCAUCCAUUAUAUCUAUGAACAAAUAUAGUGUUCCUGUAUUCCUUCCUGAUGUUAUAUAUUUUUAUGUUUUUGUGGUUCCAUGUUAUCUUGUCAAGAACAAAUGCAAACUUGUUUUCCUCUACAUAUACACAUAUUUGAGUGGUAAAUUGUUGUUAUUUCUUGCUA